AUGUUCACCAGGGCCGUGCUCGCGUGGCGGAGGCCACUCGGCGCCGCGUUGCUCCGUGGCCGUACGAUCCACUCCUCCAGCACAGCAACCUUGCAAGACGAGACUGUCUUGGAGCGACUGGUAUGUCCCAUCUCGAAGCUUCCGUUGGAGUACCUUCCAGCGCACGGCGUGUUGUUCUGUCGCGAGAUUCGCGUGGCGUACCCGAUCCGCCACGGCAUUCCCAUCUUGGUGCCGACGGAAGGUCGCAUCGUGCCCGACGACGAAGGGUUGUAA
Messenger RNA from Aphanomyces astaci, 273 nucleotides. RefSeq lists its product as hypothetical. The record is from RefSeq and is a predicted model, not a curated record. The transcript has a single exon. NCBI's taxonomy places the organism in Eukaryota, Oomycota, Saprolegniomycetes, Saprolegniales, Verrucalvaceae. The coding region runs from base 1 to 273 and encodes 90 amino acids.